Molecule: messenger RNA, 1776 nt
Organism: Suillus bovinus
Lineage: Eukaryota; Fungi; Basidiomycota; Agaricomycetes; Boletales; Suillaceae
Product: AOX, alternative oxidase mitochondrial precursor
Exons: 10
Coding region: 229-1389 (386 amino acids)
Biological process (GO): alternative respiration
Cellular component (GO): mitochondrion
Molecular function (GO): alternative oxidase activity
Source: RefSeq, a predicted model, not a curated record
GUGCGAAGUAUCAAAACCAAGUAAAACCCACACACAGGACAAUAGUCAAAACACACCUUUUUCAGGUUGUUGGGUCUUCUUAAUGCCGGGCCACGGACUGUCUCGGAUGCGAGUCGGAACCAUACGGGAACACAACCAACAUAAGAGAACCGACUUGCGCCCUCGUACCAUGUGUAUACACUACCAUUUUUCUUACGAAUUAACACUUGGACCUGCACUCCAUUAUCUAUGUCGAGUAUGCUGAGGACUGCCCUUGUUUGUGCUGGUCCUGCCUGCCGCAUUGGCAUUCUUCAUUCUGGAUUGAGCCUAGCCCCUAAACUAGGAACUACGUUCGCAACACGAGCCCUCAUCCAUAGUGGUCAGCCAAACAACAACUCGUUGACAGGGAAACAAAUCAAUGAACAAUCGGCCACAGGAACGGAGGGCUUCCAUCUCAAAGAUUCAGCUACAUCCAAGCAGGGUCUGACUACUCCUGAUGCAGUUAGCACAUUGCCACCCUCCAUCGUCCGAGGCGAUUGGGUUCUAUUUCAUCCUGUAUACUCCCAGGAGGAAAUCAAAGCAGUCGAGGUUCUCCAAAGGGAAGCGAAAACCAUAUCGGACAAAAUUGCGUAUCAUCUCGUCAAGUUGACAAGAUGGGGAUUUGACCUAGUGUCUGGUUACAAGCAUAAGCCGAUCCCCGCUCAUAGCAAGAUGUCGGUCGAAGAACUGAGGAAGGGCGGAUAUACCUUGGAUGAGAAGGCGUGGUUAAAUCGCAUCCUUUUCUUGGAGACAGUUGCCGGAGUGCCCGGAAUGGUCGCGGCGAUGCUCCGUCACCUCACCAGUUUGCGUCUCAUGCGUCGAGACUCUGGUUGGAUACAUACAUUGCUGGAGGAAGCCGAGAAUGAAAGAAUGCAUCUAAUGACCUUUAUGACCUUGCGAAAACCUUCAUUAUUUUUCCGAGGCCUGGUUUUAGGGGCGCAGGGCGUGUUUUUUAACCUAUUUUUCUUAUCCUACAUAAUAUCGCCCCGCACAUGUCACCGAUUUGUUGCGUACCUAGAGGAAGAGGCCGUCUUAACCUAUACUCGUUGUAUCCAGGACAUCGAAUCUGGACGUCUACCUGAAUGGAGCAAUAUGCCUGCUCCGGAGAUUGCCAAAGACUAUUGGCGUCUAGACCCUGGCGCCAAGCUACUUGACGUCAUUUACGCUGUGCGGUCUGAUGAAUCUACGCACCGAUUCGUGAACCACAGUUUUGCUAACCUGAACACCGAGACUGACGUAAAUCCUUUUGCCCUCCGAGAACCGGACAUGCUUGUCAAAGGGCGCAAGCUUGGAUUUACGAGGGAGGAAGCCGAACAAUACGUGCAGGAGUCGCACAAGAUGCUUGAGCACGGUAAAGCCGACUCGAAAUAGCCGGUUGAUGAAAUCUCCGAUCUCGGACCAGGCCACGGACCGUCGCAUCCGUUAUACGUUAAACCCCCACUCGAUUUACAUACAUAUACAAUAACAUAUACUUAUACUUAUAUAGACAUAUAGACACUGCCGCGAUGAACCUCUGAGAACAAAUAAACUACCGAGCAUGGAGGAACAAGAACGCAGCCGAAAGAACCCCACACGGCCGCCAUGUGCAUGAAGAUUCGAAAGUACACAAGGAGAUUUACGUUUAUCCUUAUUGAUUUAGUCACAAGGAGGAUAAGGUGCCUAGAAGUCAACUACUUAGAAGUAAUGUAAUAGCAGGACAAACCCUAAAGUUAGGUUAGGGUUUAAUGACGUGACGGUUAGCCACUUUGUUAAACCAAC